AGUGUUACUCUCCGAGGUCUCUCUUCAUUCGAGGCUGACAGUACAGGUUCUUUCGAAAAGACCUCAUCCAUUUUCGCAUUCUCCGCGAAAUCUGGGACACAAACAGACUCGGGCGGCCAUCUUAAAGGAAAAGUCUUGCGCCCCACUAUUAAUUUACAAAAAGGAUUGUUUUUUUUUUUUUUUUAAAACUUGUUUUGUUUUUUUUUUACACAUAUAUAACAAUACAUACAUCAUUUUGUUUUUUUUCUCUAAUUGUUAAUAAUAAUUAAUUAAUGAAAACAAAAAAAUAUAUAAAUAAAUUUUUACAUACUGGAUAGUUUUUGUUGUGACAAGAAAAAUAUAUAAUUGUCAAAGUGAAAAAAAAAAUAAAAAAAGAGAGAGACAGUGUAUUUGUGUAUACACACAUAUGUGAAUUUAGAGGAUCUACGUAUUUGUGUGUAAUAAGUGUUGGUUUUGACGGUGGCCGUCAGUUGAGUGUGUAUUUAUCAUCAGUGUAAUAAACUCGUCGUCUUCAGCUGGUUUAAAACUCCAGUUUUAAUAAAUCAUUAUAUUACAUACACACCAACAAUAAUAAUAAUAAUAAAAAUUUAGUUAAAUUAAUUAAUUACGACAAUUUAAGUAUAAAUUGUCUCUACGGAAUUUUGUGCCUGACAAUAUUUUGACAGACAGUGUGUUGGUGAAUAAAGAGAUAGUGAAUAUUUUGUGUUGGUGGUGACCAAAAGGAACAGUGACAGUUGUAAUUGACAGGAAAGAUGGCGCAAGGUGCAGACGAGGAGUGUUGACCCAUUUAUAUUAAUUUUAAACAGCUUUAUUAUUAAUUAAAAAAUAUUUGAUAAUAAUCAUUUAUUUAUUAUUGAAAAAUUUAUUUAAAUAUGUUUGUUUAAACAAAACGAGAUAUAUAUAUUUAUUUAUUUUUUUUUUGGAGUAAACAGUAUAAAAAAAAAAAUAAAACAUAAACAGUAAUAAAUAAAUAAAUAAAAAAGAAAGGUAUAUUUGCGCAUGUGCAUACAAAAUUAUUAUUGGAAAAAAAAAAAAAAUAAUCUAUAUAUAAACACACAGGAAAAAAAAAUUCAUCAAUGUGUUGUGUAUAUUUAUCAUUAAAUAUCAAUAAAUAAAUAUUAAUAAUAAAUCAAUCAGUAAAUAAUAAUAAUAAAAGAAAAAAAAAUUUUACAUCAACUUGUAUUGAUUGAUUGAUUGGGAGUAGUGAUAAUAAUAAUAAUAAUAAUAAUACAGGUGCUUUUCUAAUUUUUGUUGUGUUGUUUUUUAAACAAUAAAAAUUGAUAUAUAAUUAAAAUUUAAAUUGUUGUUAAUAAAGCCGCAGAAAUUCUGAAGAAAUUUGAUAUCCGUGGAGCCCUGGCAGGCUCAAGCACGGCAAGUAAAAUGGGCAACAAUGCCGCAAGUUCAAAUAAAAAAGUUGAUGCUGCUGAAAGUGUCAAGGAAUUUCUUGAUCAAGCAAAAGAAGAAUUUGAAGAAAAAUGGAAAAAAAAUCCAACAAAUACAGCAUCACUUGAUGAUUUUGAACGUAUUAAAACACUUGGUACUGGUUCAUUUGGUAGAGUUAUGAUUGUACAACAUAAACCAACAAAAGAAUAUUAUGCAAUGAAAAUACUUGAUAAACAAAAAGUUGUUAAACUAAAACAAGUUGAACAUACAUUAAAUGAAAAAAGAAUAUUACAAGCAAUAAGUUUUCCAUUUCUCGUAUCAUUACGUUUUCAUUUCAAGGAUAAUUCAAAUUUAUAUAUGGUACUUGAAUAUGUACCAGGUGGUGAAAUGUUUAGUCAUUUACGUAAAGUUGGACGUUUUUCAGAGCCACAUUCACGUUUUUAUGCUGCACAAAUUGUUCUUGCAUUUGAAUAUUUACAUUAUCUUGAUUUAAUAUAUCGUGAUCUUAAACCAGAAAAUUUAUUAAUUGAUUCACAGGGUUAUUUAAAAGUAACUGAUUUUGGUUUUGCAAAACGUGUUAAAGGUAGAACGUGGACAUUAUGUGGUACACCAGAAUAUUUAGCACCAGAAAUAAUAUUGAGUAAAGGUUAUAAUAAAGCUGUUGAUUGGUGGGCACUUGGUGUAUUAGUUUAUGAAAUGGCUGCUGGUUAUCCACCAUUUUUUGCUGAUCAACCAAUACAAAUAUAUGAAAAAAUUGUUAGUGGUAAAGUUAGAUUUCCAUCACAUUUUGGAUCUGAUUUAAAAGAUUUAUUACGUAAUUUAUUACAAGUUGAUUUAACUAAAAGAUAUGGUAAUUUAAAAGCUGGUGUUAAUGAUAUUAAAGGACAUAAAUGGUUUGCAAGUACUGAUUGGAUUGCUGUAUUUCAAAAAAAAAUUGAAGCACCAUUUAUACCAAAAUGUAAAGGACCUGGUGAUACUAGUAAUUUUGAUGAUUACGAAGAAGAACCAUUGAGAAUCUCAAAUACUGAAAAAUGUGCAAAAGAAUUUGCUGAAUUUUGAAAUGUUACAAAAUUACCAAAUUAUUAUUAUUAUUAUUAUCCUAUUAUUAUUAUUAUAAAUUUUAAUUUUAUUAUUGUUUAAAAUUUCAUUUAUAUAUCGCACAUGGCAAUGAUGAAAAUAUCAAGUCAAUGAAAUUUAUUAUUUUUUAUCAUUUAAACCAAUUUAUAAAUUUAAUAAUUCAACUGUGAAUUAUGGAGUAUGGAAUAUGGACCACGAUCAUGGUGCAUUAAUGAUUUUGUUGUUGUCCAUCAAUUUAUUAUUAUGAAAUUAAUAAAAUAAUAUUAUGACACAACAAUAAUCAUCAGCCAAGUAUCAGCCCUCUCUUUCUACAACUCAAUCGAAAAUAAUUUUAAAAAAAUAAACCUUUUUAAAAUAAAUUAUAUAAGUAUAUAUUCAAAAGAAAAAUCAGUGAUAAAUCAACAUCAACAGCAACAACAGCAACAACAACAGAAUAAUAAUAUAUAUUAACAAAUUAAAUAAAAAUAUAUUAUUAAAAAUCAAUAAUCAAUCAUUUAGAUUUUUUUUUUUUUAUUUAAUCAAAUAAAAAAAUAAUAAUAAACUUGUGAUCAAUAAUAUAAUUGCUAAAAGCCAAUCCAAGUAUCCAUAAAACUAUUAACUAGUCAUCAUCAUCUGAAGAUUUUAAAAAGCUAAUAAUAAUGGAAAAAUAAUUUAAACAAAAAAAAUAUAAUCAUCAAUGAAAAAUAAAAUCCCAUUAAGUAAAAAAAAAAAAUAUAUAAAUAUAAUAAUAAUAAUAAUGAGCGACUGAAAUAGCAAAAAAAAAAAAAAAAUUUAAAUUAAAAUAUAUUUAAUAUGAUGAAAAUGAAAAUGAAAAUAAAAAAUAAUAAGAAAUAUCAACACCAACUUCAAAAAUAGUCUCGAGACGUUUCGAAAUUUAUAUGUUUAGUGACAAAAACUAGUAUUGUAUUUGUAUAUGUGUGCAUAUGUGGAGACCUUAUAAAAAAAAAAAAAAUCUUGUCUAUUUAAAUGAUCCUAGAAUACAGACAAUGCCAACAAGUUCAUCCAUUUAACAACCGUUACUAGGUUGCCACGAGUCCAAGGUGAAGAACAAAGAUCGUCAUCGUGUUAAUCGAUGAAAUAUACAAAAAUAAAAAAAAAGUAACGCCCCUCAUUUAUUAUUAUUUUUUCACAAAAAAAUAUAUAUAUUAUUUUAUUUAUUUAUAUAAUUUUUUAUUUUUUUUUUUUCUUCUCGUUAUACUAUUAUCGUCAUCAUCAUCAUCACUUGUCUCUUUUAUUUUAUUGCAUAAUCAGUCAUUGUUUGUGUCUACGAUUAGUAAUAAAGGAGAGAAAAAAAAUAACGAAAAAAAUAAAAAAAAAGAGAGUGAAUGAUAUACUGUUUAUGAUAUAUCAUUAAAUCCUUUUAUCGUUGAGUUCGUGACAAGGGCAAUGCGUAUUUAAAUAAUUUGAAAAAAAAAAUAUAUAUUGAAUAGCAAUUGUCAGGAAUUAAAAGUGUUUCGAAAAAAAAAAUAUAAAAAAACAAAAAAAAAAGAUAUGUGUCGUGAGCAUCAAUAUGCUAAAUAUUGAAAGAAAAAAAAAAUGUUAAUGAAUGAAAUUUUUCCAGCUUUUUAAGUGAAUCUCUGUAGACAUACGAUGGUAAUUUUAAUUGAUAAUAAAAAUAAAUUAAUACGUGAUCAAUUUUAUCAAGAGCUUUAAAUAAAAAAAAAACAUGCGUAAAAAAAAAUUUUAUGAUAAAUUGAAAAUAAAUAAAAUAAUAGAAAAUGAUUUAUCAAUAAUUUAGAUUAUUUUUUUAAUUUAUUUCAUUAACAUUUUUUUUUGGAAUAAAAAAAUUAUUUAUUCAUUUACAUAUGCUAGAAAAAUGAGCAAGAAAAAAAUUUAAUUUUAUUGUGUCAUUUAAAAAAAUUCAACAUCAACAAAUUGAAAAAAAAUAAUAAUAUUAAUAUUAUUAUAAUAUAUUAAUACAAAAUUUUCAUUUUAGAAUAUGUAUAAGUAUGUCUAGUGUACCUUUUCCCUACCUCAAAGAAAAAAAAAAAAAAUAGAUAUUUAUAAAUAUGCCAUCGUCCUGUCUGUCUGGCAAUAAUUUGCUAAAAAAUUAUUUAUGUAUCGCAGUAUAUUUGUCACUCUCCUUUUAAAUUUCUACCCUCGAUAAAAAAAAAACUAAACAUCUCUGUGUUGAUUGUGUAUUUUUUAAUUUAAAAAAAAUCUCAUUCAAUCUGUGAUUGUACGAGAAAAUAAGAAACAAUAAAAAAUUUUUUUAUUCAAAUAAAAUGAACAAGCAGAAGUAAAAAAAAAAAAUCAAUUUGGCAAAAGUAUAAUCAGCUUUACUUGUAAAAUUUAUAUUUAAAAAAAAAAAAUAUCUUGGCACUUAUUGUACAUAAAAAUCAUAUAAAUACUGACGGUUAUUUUAAGAUUCGUAAGCUCGACAGUUGCUCGCUAAAUAAAAAAAAAAAUAAAUAAAUAAAGAUAACAAAAAUAUAUAUUAAAAAAAAAAACGUACGUAUAAAAUAUA
Molecule: messenger RNA, 4927 nt
Organism: Aphidius gifuensis
Lineage: Eukaryota; Metazoa; Arthropoda; Insecta; Hymenoptera; Braconidae
Gene: Pka-C1
Product: cAMP-dependent protein kinase catalytic subunit 1
Exons: 2
Coding region: 1381-2442 (353 amino acids)
Biological process (GO): peptidyl-serine phosphorylation
Cellular component (GO): nucleus; cAMP-dependent protein kinase complex
Molecular function (GO): cAMP-dependent protein kinase activity; ATP binding
Source: RefSeq, a predicted model, not a curated record